AUGAGCCCCCUCAACACAGUUCCAACUUCCCGCACAGACGUCCAUGAUGUGUGGGUCAUCAUCGCCGAGUUCCUCCGCGUUCCCAUCCCAGCCCCCCUAUCGCGCCCAUCACGGUCGGCGCUAAGGCAGCAUGAUCUUUCGGUCUUGUGCAGGGUCAGCAAGGUAAGAUUUCAGAGCCUCUAUAGCUCCUCGCAGCCUGAAACUGAGACUGAGCUGAGGUCUAAGCUGCACCAAGAAGCUGCCGCCCCCAUCCUGUACAGAGCCAUCUGUACCGAUCGCCUUCCUUCCCUCCUCCAACAUAUCAACCUCACCCUACCCUUCACGCCUCUUCACCAUACCACGAAGCUCUUUCUCGAGUACUGCGACAAAGAGGAGGACCCCACUUACCUCGAGCUCUGCGGUACCGGGCGGGAUCUCUGGGCCAGCUGGGGAUCGGUCAGCCCGGAGGAAAAGGAGGAGAGGCGGAUGAGGAGCUGUACGGGCGAGAUCCAGCGCCUGAUACCGGCCCUGAAUAGGCUGCAGAAGAUGGGAAUGGCCAAGGCGCUUCCGCAGCUCGGCACGGUGGCGGUAGCUGCUGCUUACGGAGUCACAGACAACUGGAACAACCUCCGUUUGGCCUCUGCCCGCGAAAUCUCUUCCUCCGCGGUGGACACCUGCGCAUCCCUAUUCCAACGUAUCCUCGCCGCCUCCACCAUCUCCCACCUCUGCAAUCGGGGCUUCAACGGUCCUCUCAGCACGCCCGCUCAAAUCGACCCGACUCACCGCGGACAACCGCUCUGCACCACGGGGCGUCCAUAUCUUCGGAAUUACCAUUUUGGCGCCUCGUUCCCGGGCCAGAUGCUCUACAAGGACAUGUGGGAAAGGCGAGACGAGGGCCGGUCGAUACCCCUACCUCCCACAAUCGCGAACGAGCCGGUGCACGAGGCCAUUCCCCUACCCGUCGGAGCUCCCGUGCGCUGGAGCUGCGAUCUUGGCCACCAGGUCAGCUUCCCGAGCGUUGUCACGAUUACGGAUAAAGUGGUUAGCAACCUCGCGCAGUCGCGGCAGCAGGAACCUACCGGACACGAUCGGGGCGAAGCGGUCGGCCUCGCCAUCUUCUGCUCGACUCCUCGCUGGAGGUCCAAAUAUCCCUCACACAAGCUCGACAACAAUCUCGCCACUCUGGCGGGCAUAUCUUCGACUCCGCCGCACCUUUGGCAGCAGAAUCUACACCUGUCGGCGGAGCAGCAGCGCAUCAUCGCUGAGGCGCAAGGCGAGAGGCCCCAAGAGGCUCUGAAGGCAAGCGGGGGCGGACAUGAUGUGGUCAAGUGGCUGCCGUAUGAGGACAUGCCGAUCUGCGAGGCGUGUGGGUCGGGGAGGGUCUGA
Molecule: messenger RNA, 1365 nt
Organism: Dioszegia hungarica
Lineage: Eukaryota; Fungi; Basidiomycota; Tremellomycetes; Tremellales; Bulleribasidiaceae
Exons: 1
Coding region: 1-1365 (454 amino acids)
Source: RefSeq, a predicted model, not a curated record